This is a messenger RNA of Ylistrum balloti, 3102 nucleotides long. Its product is annotated as exportin-T-like. The record is from RefSeq and is a predicted model, not a curated record. NCBI's taxonomy places the organism in Eukaryota, Metazoa, Mollusca, Bivalvia, Pectinida, Pectinidae. Gene Ontology annotation, cellular component: nuclear matrix; cytoplasm; nuclear pore. The transcript has 26 exons. Gene Ontology annotation, biological process: tRNA re-export from nucleus. Gene Ontology annotation, molecular function: small GTPase binding; tRNA binding.
AUGGAUGAGGAAGCCCUUAGGGGCCUGAGUCCUGCUGCAGAUCCACAAACACAAGCCAGGGCAUUGCAAUAUUUUGAGCAAUUAAAGUCUGUUGGUGAUGGUUGGAAACUUUGUGCUGAAUCUUUUAUGAAUCCACACUACAGUAGUAAUGACCAUGUACGCUUCUUCUGCUUACAAGUUGUUGAACACUUCCUGAAGGAAAGAUAUGCAAAUGUCAGCCUGGAAGACCAACAGAUGAUCCGUAACAUGAUUGGUCAAUAUCUACAAGUGCAGGGUUCAUCAACUAGUGGUGACAGGAGUUUCAUCAGGAAUAAGAUGGCACAGGUGAUAUCACUGGCAUUUAUCGUGGACUACCCUCAUCGCUGGCCCAGUUUUUUCUCUGACCUGUCUCAGGCUCUCACCCCAAGCCCACAGUUGGUAGACAUUUAUCUGCGAAUCUUUCUUGCUAUAGAUAGUGAGGUAGUAGAUCGUGACAUCAUCCACACCAACCAGGAAAUCCAGAGAAACACUCUGAUCAAAGACACAAUGAGGGACCAGUGUAUACCUCAGUUAGUGGACACUUGGUAUCAGAUCAUGAUAACAUACCAGAGUACCAACCCAGAGGUGUGCUGCAUGUGUUUGGAGGUGGUAGGAAAGUAUGUCUCGUGGAUAGAUAUCAACCUUAUCGCCAAUGAUAAAGUUGUGGCUGCCCUGCUCCGCUUUAUGUCCCAACCUCUGCUUCGAGAGAGUGCGUGCGACUGUAUCCUGGACAUCAUCAACAAGGGCAUGGACUCUGUUGCAAAAACCAAACUAGUGGAGUCGUUUACCAGUGUUUUGGAGAGUCAAGGAAUUCUCUCUCCACCAGAGGAUGAGGAAGGAGACUUCAUGGCCAAAUUGUCAAAACUCAUCAAUGGUAUUGGUGUCAACCUUAUUCUCAGCUGGCAAAAACUGUCAAAAACUGGAGACACUGAGGCUACAGAAAUGGCUCUGCAAGCCUUGGAGAACAAAGUUCCUCUUAUGUUUCGAUUCCUUGGUGAUGAAGAUGAUGAUGUUUCUAGUGGAGUGACACAGUUCUCACAAGAUUACAUAGCUCUUCUCAAACAGAUGAAACCCAUUAGUCCAAAACAGCGACAGAACAUGGAGGGUCUGUUGUACACAGUGAUAAAGAAGAUGAAAUAUGACGAGUCCUACAACUUUGAACACGAGGGAGAAGAAGAAGCCAUGUUCCAGGAAUACAGAAAACAGCUUAAGACAACCUUCACCAAUCUAGCUGCAUUGGACAGUGACUUGGUUCUGCUGACUGUACACACAUGUGUGACCCAGACACUACUCCACUGGGAGAAGCGUGAUGUGUGUGAUAUUGAGAUUGCCAUUUUGUUGCUGUAUAUGCUGGGGGAGGCUCUGCCUGCUUCACAAGGACAACAUUUCAGUGGAGAGUCUAACAAGGUGACAGCCCUACAGGAGAUGAUGAGGCUGUUGGUUACAAGUCGAGUUAGCUGUCAGGGACACACAGCUGUUGUUCUCCAGUUUUUUGAGACAGUUGUGCGUUAUGACAAAUUCUUUAACAGUGAACCUCAGCACAUUCCAGACAUUGUGAUGGCCUUUACUGAUGAGCGAGGAUUUCGCCACCCAUCUUCACAAGUGAGGAGUCGCACGUCAUAUCUCUUCUCCAGAUUUGUCAAAUCUCUGAGGUACUAAUUCCUAAUUAAAAGGUCACACAUGCAGCCGUUCCUGGAGGACAUCCUGAAGCGUAUUCAGGGUCUACUGGUGAUCAACACUCCUGACAAUGGUUACCAACAGCUCAUGUCAGGGGAGGACCAGCUGUUUUUGUAUGAGACUGCAGGAAGUCUUAUCGUCAAUAGCUCCCUACCACCAGAGAAAAAGCAGGUGCUUAUGAAGCAACUUCUCUCACCAAUUGCCACCAAAUUUGAAGGUUUACUGGCAAAAUUUACAGCGGAAACAGAUGAGCGUAGAAAAGUGGCAUAUGCUCACAGCAUCAAUAUGUCAACAGCUCUAGCUAGUCGUGUCAGCAAAGGCUUUUCCAACUCUCAGACAAUGCAGCAGUGUGGAUGUGUUGAUACUUUCACCGACUUGCUCCGCAUCUUUCUGCAGGCCCUGAACGCACCCACUCAUCGCCAGCAGAUUCAGACCGGGGUUCGCCAGUACCUCCAUCGUAUGGUUGUCUGCAUGGAGAAGGAAAUUUUGCCUUUCGUACCUAUUGUCAUGGAAAACCUACUGAAGAAACCUGAUGCUAAAGAAUUGCAUGAUUUCAUUCCCCUCAUGAACCAGCUGAUCAUGAAAUUUAAGAGAGACAUUGGCCCAUUCCUACAGAAAGUGUUUAUGCCUCUGGUGCAGGCAAUCUACCAUGCACUUACUACACCUGCAGAUGCUCUCGAUCAAGAAACUGCUGAAGAGAGGAAGAUGUUACGCCGCAGUUAUUUUCUGUUUUUGUCAACCUUAAUAUCAAACAAUAGUGUUGAUGUGCUAGGAAAUCAAGAUAUGCAGAAUUUACAUGAUGUAUUGGUGACGAUUGUACAGGGAGCUGUUGAUCUGCCUGACCCACAGAGUCAGAAAAUGUGUUUCACCAUAUUGAAGAAGUUAGUGGAAUGCUGGGGCCAGGAGUCCAAUAUCCCAGGAUUCCUCGAGUUUAUCUAUGACAGUAUUGUACCCGCAUGUUUCAUGGCACCACUCAAGCCGACCUUUGACCUCAAUGAUGGACAGACAUCCCUGGCUCUUGGUGAAUGUGCACUUUGUCUCAAAUCCAUUUUAGAAAAGAGGGGAGAGGAAUGUAUCACUUAUUUACAACGAGAGUAUUUACCAAAGUUUCAGAUGUCGCCAGAGCAGGCACAGGAGUUUUGUCAAGCAUUACAGUCAGAAAGCAAAUUAUUUAGGGCAUUUUUUAAGUCAUUCUUCCUGAAAGCGAAGUCAUGACCAACACUAAACUCUAUUGUGAUCUAAAAUAGAGAGCCAGACAAAGAUGGCUGACACAGGAGCCCUGUGAUCCUGGUUACUUAGCAACAAGACUGUGAUAUUACAUGUGUUAUGUUUGUCCGUUACCAGUAGCAGUCCGCUCCACAGAGUUGAGUUUACAUGUUUUUACACGGAAUGAGCUGACCAACCUGA